AUGUCAUCCUCCGACAGCAAGCCUCAACGACGAGACCUGCCCGUCGAAGAAGCACGCGCCGAACUCAAACGCCAUUUCGCCGAGUUCUCGGGGUCCAAGUACGCAGACGGAUGGGCGGCUCUGUGGUCCAAAGGCGAGUUUCUACCAUGGGACCGUAACGCUCCAUCGCCAGCCCUGCCGGAUACUUUGAUCAACCAUGCCGACGUGGUUGGCAAUGCGUUGGUCGUUGAUGAAGAAAGCAACGGGGACGGUCAACCACGGCGGAAACGCGCAUUAGUGCCCGGCUGCGGACGAGGAGUCGACGUUGUGCUCUUGCAGAGCUUUGGCUACGACGCCGUCGGCCUAGAGUAUGCCGCGGACGCUGUGAAGGCGGCCGAGGAGUACGCGCAGCAACAUGCGGACGACUACCCUGUGCACGAUGAGAAGUUCGGUAAAGGAAGUAUUAAAUUCGUCCAGGGGGAUUUUUAUUCCGAUGAUUGGUUGGAAAAGGCUGGGUUGCCGAAGGAUGGGAAGUUUGAUUUGAUUUAUGAUUAUACGUUCUUCUGUGCAAUGGAACCGCGACUCAGACCUGCCUGGGCGAAACGGAUGACCGAGCUGCUUCGACACUCGCCCCAGGCCAAUCUGAUUUGUCUCGAGUUUCCUACCAAUAAACCAGCAUCGCUUGGCGGACCGCCCUUUGCGUCGCCCCCAAAGGCGUAUCUUGAACAUUUGAGUCAUCCGGGCGAAGAGGUCAAGUAUGAUGCCGAGGGGGAGGUCAGGUUGAAUCCUUUGGCGCCAUCUAGUCCGGGUGCCCUUGAGAGGGUGGGCCAUUGGCAUCCCGCCGACACGCAUCAGGUCGGCAAGGACGCGGAUGGAAAUGUGUUGGAUUAUAUAGCUGUUUGGAGACAUCGCUGA
Exophiala dermatitidis NIH/UT8656 is the source of this 894-nucleotide messenger RNA. RefSeq lists its product as uncharacterized. The record is from RefSeq and is a predicted model, not a curated record. Bases 1 to 894 code for a protein of 297 amino acids. Lineage: Eukaryota; Fungi; Ascomycota; Eurotiomycetes; Chaetothyriales; Herpotrichiellaceae. Gene Ontology annotation, molecular function: S-adenosylmethionine-dependent methyltransferase activity. The transcript has 2 exons.